Molecule: messenger RNA, 1271 nt
Organism: Uloborus diversus
Lineage: Eukaryota; Metazoa; Arthropoda; Arachnida; Araneae; Uloboridae
Product: osteoclast-stimulating factor 1-like
Exons: 8
Coding region: 281-934 (217 amino acids)
Biological process (GO): signal transduction
Molecular function (GO): protein binding
Source: RefSeq, a predicted model, not a curated record
UAUUUCUCCGAAGAAAUUUUUUAGAUUUUGUUUCUUCAAUGUUAUUUAAUUAUGUAUAAUUUCUUCGCAAUUUCCGUUUGUACUCUUAUUAUUCUGUAAGAAUUUUUACCGUUUUGAGGAUACAUGUUUGAAAUAUCAUCCUCUGAAAAUGAACUCCUUUGAACACAAGCUUAAAUAUUUGCAUUUAUUCUUUGAUUUCAUACUGUAGAUAUUUUAUUAUAUUUUUAACUGAACAGAUCUUUUGUGUUUGUUUGUGCGCUUGCAUUUAAUACCAUUUAAAAUGUCCAGUUCUGCGAGACCUGCACCACCCAAGCCCGUUCCAAAGCCUGGUCAUGUGAAAGUUGUAAGAGCACUUUACAGAUACAGUGCCCAACAGAGCGAUGAACUAUCAUUUGAAGAAGGGGACAACUUGUAUAUUAUUGACACUAAAAGUGAUGCUGGAUGGUGGAAAGCUUCUUGCAAUGGAGUUGUUGGUCUCAUUCCUAGUAACUAUGUUGAAGAAAGUACAGAGGAAGUUCUUCAUCCAUUACAUGAAGCUGCAAAGCGUGGAAAUCUUGCUUUCUUGUCGGAAUGUAUCCAAAAUAAGGUAUCUGUAAAUGGAUUGGACAAAGCUGGAUGCACCGCAUUGCAUUGGGCUGCACAUUCAGGAAAUGAAGAAUGUCUGAAAGAGUUACUGAAAGUUCCUCACAUUGAAAUAAAUGUUCAGAACAAACUGGGUGACUCACCAUUACAUUCCUGUGCAUGGAAAGGAUAUAGUGAGAUUGUAAAACUCCUCCUUGAAAAAGGUGCUAAUCCAUCUUUGAGAAAUAUGGAAAACAAGACCCCUUAUGAAUUAGCAAAUGAUUCUGCCACAAAAGCAAUGUUAAAACCAUUCCAUCGCAGUUCAUCCUUGAUUAAUGCUGAAGAAUAUGGAAACAGUGAUGAUUCAGAAUAAUUACAGGAUGUCUUAUCAAACUUUUGUAAAAGUUCAUUGCAUGAACUAGUCAUUUUUAGCAAAGAGCUUACUUAUUACUCGAAAAUUAAGCAUAAUUUAAGGUGAAAAUAUUUUCCUAUAAAAAGGCUUAUAAGUGAAUUUUUUACUCAUGGCUGUGCUAAAUACUGAUGUGAAAAUCAAUCGUAUUUUGUUAAAAAAUCUUAUUUUUAAUUUUGAAAUAACAAGUUAUAAUGUUUUUAUUUAUAGCUGUUUUACAUACUGAUCAAUAACAUUGAAAAUAUUCGUGUGAAAUAUAUUUGUACUACGCAUAAAAAAGUUUUAUUUUUAAAAUAAUAAG